Cheilinus undulatus (humphead wrasse) is the source of this 3576-nucleotide messenger RNA. RefSeq names its product protogenin A-like. Bases 1 to 3576 code for a protein of 1191 amino acids. The record is from RefSeq and is a predicted model, not a curated record. Gene Ontology annotation, cellular component: axon; plasma membrane. Lineage: Eukaryota; Metazoa; Chordata; Actinopteri; Labriformes; Labridae. Gene Ontology annotation, biological process: cell-cell adhesion; axon guidance. Gene Ontology annotation, molecular function: protein binding. The transcript has 19 exons.
AUGGCGCUCGUCAAAAGGAAAUUAUAUCAGCGCUUGCUGUUCUUACUCCUGUUUCUUCCACUCUCAGGUGUUUUAUGCUUUAGUGAGUUAUUUUUUAUCAAGGAGCCCCGUGAUGUCACUGUCAUACGGAAGGAAGCAGUAAUUUUGGACUGUCAGGCACAUGGAGAGUCACCCAUUAAUGUCAGAUGGCUCAAAAAUGGAGGAAAAGUUUUGGAGAAUGAACGGGUGUACCUGCUUGCCAAUGGCUCCCUUUUUAUUUCGGAGGUGGAGAGCAGAAGAGGAGACAAAUCAGAUGAAGGGCUCUAUCAGUGCCUUGCUCAGAACAAGUAUGGAGCAAUCCUGAGCCAGAAAGCCCGUCUUACAAUCGCAAGUAUUUCUUCUUUUACAAUCCAGCCGAUGCCAAUAGUGGUGACUCAAGGCUCAGUUGCCAGGUUUUCCUGCAAAAUCAGUGCUCAUCCUCCUCCAAUCAUCACCUGGGAGUUCAAUCGUGUCACAUUACCCCUAACCACUGAAAGAAUCACAGUCCUGCCCAGUGGUGUUCUUCAGAUCCACAAUGUGCAGCGGUCAGAUGGUGGAAAUUACCGCUGCAUUGCCACCAACAUUGCCAGCCGUCGGAGAAGCACGGAGGCCACCCUUACUGUAACCCCAGCUCCAAGCCCACAGCUCCCCCAGAGGCCUCGCAUCAUCGCGGGGCCACAGAACAUCUCAGUGUCACUGCACCAGACUGCCAUCCUGGAAUGCAUGGCCACAGGAAAUCCCAGACCCAUCAUCUCCUGGAGCCGUGCGGACAGCAGGUCUAUUGAUGUGUACAACACCAAAGUGUUGGGAAAUGGCAACCUCAUUAUCUCAGACAUCAAGCCCCAGCAUGGAGGAAUCUAUAUGUGCAGAGCCACUACUCCUGGCACACGAAACUACACCGUCGCUGCUGCCAAUGUCACAGUGUUAGCACCACCCUCCUUGGUUGAGUGGCCAGAGAGCCUGACCCGUCCACGUGCUGGAACUGCUCGCUUUGUGUGCCAAGCUGAAGGAGUUCCAACUCCUGUAAUCUCUUGGUUUAAGAAUGGAGAAAAGAUUCACUCUAAUGGUCGGAUUAAGAUGUACAACAGUAAAUUGGUCAUCAACCAGAUCAUCCCGGAGGACGAUGCCAUCUAUCAAUGCCAGGCAGAGAAUGAGCAGGGAUCAGUCCUCUCUAUGGCCAGGCUCAUCGUGGUGAUGUCCGAAGAUCGGCCGAGUGCUCCCAGAAAUAUCCGAGCUGAUACUGUGUCGAGCUCUGCAAUCCUUUUGGCUUGGGAAAGGCCUCUGUAUAACUCGGAUAAAGUUAUCGCUUACUCAGUACACUACAUGAAGGCUGAAGGAUUAAACAACGAGGAAUAUCAAGUGGUCAUUGGAAACGAUACAACUCGCUACAUUAUUGACGACCUGGAGCCAGCUCGUAACUACACUUUCUAUGUGGUGGCCUACAUGCCCAUGGGGGCCAGUCGAAUGUCUGACCAUGUGUUCCAGCAAACUCUUGAGGAUGUGCCCCUCCGCGCCCCUGAGCUCAGCCUCACCAGCAACAGUCCCAUGGACAUCCAGGUGUCAUGGCAGUCCCUACCAGACAAGCUGAGCCGUGGCAAAGUCUCUGCAUACCGUUUGUCUUAUCGCACCAAUACUGAGAAUACCGUCUCACAAGUAGAGCUAUCAGGAGAGAAGACCCAGCAUCUCUUGGAAAACCUGCAGCCUGACACCAUCUAUCUUCUGCGCAUUGCUGCUGCCACCAGUAUAGGAUGGGGGGAGCAGUCUGCCUGGACAUCCCACCGCACUCCAAAGGCAUCCAGUGCUCGAGUUCCUCUGGCUCCUGACCUCCAUUUGGAGCCUCUUAACUGCACCACUAUAUCAGUGCGCUGGCAGCUUGCACCCAGGAACUCUGCAAGUGUGCAAGGAUACAGGCUCUUCUACCAUGAGGAGAGCCAGCCUGAGAGCGCCCCGCUUCAGCUACGUGCCUCGGAUUACACACACACCAUUGGAGGCCUCGACCCAAGGAAGAAGUACCAUGUUAAGCUUCUGGCAUAUAACUUUGUCGGAGAUGGUUACCAAGCAGACCAAACUAUCAGCACCCCUGGAUGUGUCUCUGUUCGAGAUCGCCUGGUACCCCCACCACCUCCUCCAAACAAUGUAUACGCCAAGGUUAACAGCUCCACUUCCAUCUUUCUGCACUGGGGUCGACCAGCCUUUACCUCCAGCCAUGCUGUGAACUACACUGUCCGCUGCAAUCCAGUAGGCCUACAGAAUGCCUCCCUGGUACUCUACCUGCAGACGAAUGAUCAGAGCCUCCUGGUGCGAGACCUGGAGCCCAGCACCAGGUAUGAGUUUGCAGUUCGCCUAUACACUGACCAGCUGUCCAGCCCAUGGAGCCCUGUGGUCUAUCAGAGUACUUUCCCUGAUGCUCCUACUCAGCCUCCCUCCAAUGUGAAAGUGACUCUGAUUGAGGAGGACACAGCGCUGGUUUCAUGGAAACCCCCAGAGGAAACCAAUGUAGCAGUGACACAUUACACCAUCCUGUACGCCUCCAGACACGCCUGGAUUGCUGGGGAAUGGCAAGUGCUGCAAAGAGAAGGGAGCAUCACCAUGGCUCUGCUGGAAAACCUGAGGUCCGGACAGGUUUAUAUGGUGAAAGUUUCUGCUUCCAAUGACAUGGGCGACGGUCCGUUUUCUCAAACAGUGGAGUUGAUAGUUCGAGCAGAUCUCCCCUCAGGCCAUGAUCUGCGACUCUCGCAUGGUUCAACACACUCCACAGCCUUCUCUGAUGGCUUCUACCACCUUGACCAAAAGUCGAUGACCGGCAUCACUGUGGGAGUCUGCAUUGCUCUCAUCUGUAUCAUUAUCUGUGCUUUCAUUAUCGUCUGCAGGGGCAAGAACAGGAAAUUUUCAGCUGUAAAAACGUACGGUGAGGGGGUGAGCACUGCUGCCUCAGCUGCAGGACAUAUGGGUUCAGAAGGACAAACUGAGAACGCCGAUGUGACUGUGCCAAUGAUGAGCCAAGAACAUUUCAUUGAUUCCAAGGGUGGAACAAACCUCAUAAUCAAUUCUCAGGGUCCUGUUCAGCCAGGCAGUGAGAAGAAAGAGAAAUGGUUUCCCUUCAGCAGUAACGUGAAAAAGGACAAUAAAGCAACACAGAACACAAGACAAGGCACCGCCUCCUACCAGCCAUGUACCACAGUGUUAACCUUUGAGGAGGAGCUGGUCCUGUCCUCAGACCAGCCCAACACCAUGCAGGCACUGCUCUGGAGCCCUGCAGACACGGAGGGCUCCUCUAACAGCGAGGGCAGCCACGCUACCGGUGACUCUGGACGCUACUCUCACGAUGAGACCGAGAUGACAAACCUGUCGUCCGGACACAGCAGCCGUCCCCCGUCUUUGACGGCUGAGGACAGCGGAGACUCAGACUGCUGCGGCUCUGCUGAGGAGAUGCUGGAGCUCAAGAAGGAGGGGAGUCAGACUGAGCAGGAGAUAACAGAGUCCAGUCAGAGCAACUGCUGUCAGCAUGAGGCACAGAGAAGCUCUCAGCCUGUGGUCUCUCUCCAAGUGUGUGUGUGA